Molecule: messenger RNA, 519 nt
Organism: Podospora anserina S mat+
Lineage: Eukaryota; Fungi; Ascomycota; Sordariomycetes; Sordariales; Podosporaceae
Exons: 1
Coding region: 1-519 (172 amino acids)
Biological process (GO): endosome organization
Cellular component (GO): BLOC-1 complex
Source: RefSeq, a predicted model, not a curated record
AUGUCGUCGUCGUCGCAACAACCGUCCACGAAUGCCGUACCCGACACGCAACUAGGGCUGACAGAAGACGAGAUUCAAAUCCUUCGACAUGGACAGCAGGCAGUGGCGGCAGCUGGGUCCUCGUCCUCCCGCGCCGCGAGCAGGGCGUCUUCGCAGGGGCUACUCAUGAUUGACAGCUCGUCUCUGUCCGCGCUGGGCCGACAUUUUGACCGAGUCAUGCAGCAUAUUCAGCAGCGGCUCGAGUACCUGAUGGAACAAUCGCAAAUAGUAACUCUGAGCGUCUAUGACCAGAGUGGUCAGCUCAUCGACAAUGCCGAUGCCGAGAUUGCGCGCUACCACGACAUCAUGGCGCAGAUAGACGAGCUCGAGCUGGACUUUGACCGCAUCAGACAUAUCCGGGAUAUUGUUAGGGACUAUCGCCGGCGUGCUGAGGAGUUGGAGCGUGAGCUGGAGCGGUCAGGCGGCGGUGGGUCGUCGAGACGGGAUCGUGGGCAUCGGUCACAUCGACAUCGGACAUGA